This is a messenger RNA of Symbiodinium sp. CCMP2592, 3696 nucleotides long. The record is from the annotation of a GenBank genome assembly. NCBI's taxonomy places the organism in Eukaryota, Dinophyceae, Suessiales, Symbiodiniaceae.
AUGCGGGAAGUCGAGAUCGACUGGAACCAAGUCGUUGAGCUCAUGGCCACCGAGGGGCUGAACCCCAAUAUCAAAGAAGCUGGCUCUGGCAUCACAAGUCUUCAUCGUGCGGCGAGUGCCGGGCAGGCUGAGGUUCUGCUGUGGUGCAUCCGGACAAAGGCCGAGGUCGAUGGCCGCACCCAGCUUGGGCGCAGUGCUUUGCACUACGCUUGCGAGUGCUCGCGUCCGCGCUGCGUGCGGCUCUUGCUAGAACAUCAAGCUGAUGCAAAUUUGCGAACUUUAAGCUACCUUACACCGCUGCACUUGGCAUGCCAAGCGAACAGCACUGAGGUAGUUUCUGCACUUCUGCAGGAUCCGAAGCAGGUGGUGGAUGUGGAUGCAGAGGACACGAAGCGGCGUUCGGCCGAGGCCCUGAGCACCAACCAGCAGAUCCACCGGCUCGUGCGGAAAUACCGUGCACAGCUGGACGAACGCCGGAAAGCACAGCUUGUCGAGCAGUGCCUACAGCGUCUCUUCAGUUUCUUCGAUGUCAACCAGGAUGGUAUGAUCCACCCAGAGGAGUGGGCUGACAGCAUGACUCUCUUGGCAGAGUUCUUUGAGAAUCAUAGCGAUCAGUCCAUCUCGAUGAUGUUUGAGGAGAUCGACAAGGACGAAAGUGGCUUCAUCGACUGGCAAGAGUUCAAGGCCUCCUAUGCGGAGCUUCUCCAGGUCAUCAACGUGCCAUUCCGGGAACUCAUGGACACCUUGUCUGACGUGGAUCGGGCCAUCCUGAAGGAAAAGCUCCGGCUGGAAAGGGAAGAGGACGAGGCUUCGAAAGCCCUCCAAGCUCAGGAGCAGGAGGUGGCAGAGUUUGGUGAGGAGGAGCCCGAGGAUUCUCCCACGAAGCGGAAGGAUGCACCCGCCGUGACAGUCUCGGCAGCUGGCAAGGCGGCUGUUGCGAUGAAGCGGUUCCGAGCUCCCGUGGUUUCGCCAAAGGCGAAGGCCAUGUCUUUGCGUCGUGUUGCCCUGCGGCGCCACAGCGACCAUCAAGUGGCGGAGACAGCUGAAGAGGCCCUGGCUUUGUUCGCGGCUUCUCAGGAGACUGCGCCCCUGCCCGUGCCGACCGAGAGCCUACACAGCCUGCAAAGCAACCCAAACGAAGCCGACGACGGGAAGGAGAAUGUUCUCCCGACGGGGCCGGAUUUGGGUUCGACUUCGUUGUCCGCGUUGGAAAACGUCGAUGCGGAGUACCGAACAGCGCUGUCAGACAGCCCUGUCGUGGAUGAAGUCUGCUCUAUGCAGGCGCAGGAGAGGCAGGAUGCUUACGACGCCUGGCAUGCGGAGCGAGACCCGGCUUUGAAAGUCUUCAGCAAAAUGUUUGGUGAAGAGUGGACGGAGGGCAUUCCAUGGAUGGGAGCCAACGACACCAACGAGUACGAGGCGCAGUUUGACCUUUCCGGGAGCCACUCUGAUCAGGUGGAGCUGCUGGUGACAACAUUGGGCUUCGGGUACGUGCAGAUUAACGGGCAGGAGGUGUCCCAGGACAUUCUUUCCUACGCCGGGUGGACCAGAACCGACCGACGUGUCCUCUAUCGAAGCUACGAGGUGACCAAAUUGCUGAAUGGCACAGCUGGUGGAAAUUUGUUCGUGGCCCUGGGAUGUGGAUACAGGUGCGACCCAAAAGGCAGAUUUCCGAGCUACAAGGACCCGGCGGAAGGCUCGCAGGACACAAUCCCGAAGGUUUUCCGACUACAGAUGCGGAUCAACGGGCGACUUGCCUUCCACACCGGCACGCCCGGGGCCUGGCGCCGGCGUCAGGGCCCAGUGACGGAGGACUCCGUUUACGAUGGUGAAGUUUACAAUCCGAGGGCAGUUGGCCCAUGGAUGCCAUCGGAGUCCCUUCCCCUGAACCACGGGCCACCGGGGGCGAUGGUCGCUGCGUCCUUCCCAGGCGUCCAGGUGACUCGGGUGGAUCAUCCAAUGUCGAUCACAGCGCCAGCUCCUGGUGUCCACGUAGUUGACUUUGGCUCCAACGUUGCGGGGGUCUGCCAGAUCUCCGUCCCUCAAGCGGCGACGGUCACGCUGAAGCACGGAGAGGUACUGCAGCAUGCAGUCAUGCCACUCAAGAAAAUCGACCCAUCCCGCGUCUACUUCGACAACUUGAGGUCUGCCGCUGCCAAUGAUACCCUGAUUCUGGAUGGGCCCAUCCAGAACUGGCGACCGCGAUUCACAUACCAUGGUUUCCGCUAUGUGGAAGUCUACGGUUUUCCGGGACAGCUGACGGCCGAGUUCAUACAGCGGCUGGUGAUCAACACGGCUCUCCCGGAUCGAGUCAACGUGACCCUCUCAGACGAGGUCCUGCAGGCGAUCCACAUGGGCUCCAAGGGGGUGCAGCGCUCAAACCUGAUGCAGGUGCCAACUGACUGUCCUCAGCGCGACGAGCGGUUGGGCUGGAUGGGUGACGCAUCGCUCUCUGCGGCAUCGCUUCUGGCUCACUGGGACUAUAAUAACAUGGUGUCCGCAUUUCUGGAUUCCAUGGUGGAUGAAAUGGGCGCAGAUGGGUCGUUGCCGGACGUGGUGCCCUUCCAGCGGUUCGGUGGGAGGCCGGCGGACCUCUCCUGGAGUGCGGCCUUCCUUGAAAACCUCUGGCAGCUCUGGCAGAAGGACGGUGACCUCAAGCCCGCGCAGAAGCAUUGGGACAGUGUGAAGGCCCACGUCAACAGCCUCCUCGCCACGUACACGGCAGCAGGGAAUGUCACGAAACUACCUCAGUCCUACGGCGACUGGUGCCCUCCCCCAAGGACCCUUGGUGGCCAGGGUACUGAGACACCGCCAGCUGGCUUCACAUCUGCUGUAUCUAUGCUUCGGAGCGUGCAGCAAGCGGCCGAUUUGGGCACGGCCUUGGGAGGUGCAGCAGCCAAAGAUGCAGAACCGAUGAUCACCUGGCACAAGAACAUGCUGGGCGCAUUUCACGAAGGCUACUACAAUCCCGUGAACAAAACCUACGCGAAUGGUGUCAUGGCGACUUAUGUGCUGCCCUUGGCCAUCGGCGCGGUCCCUGCCACAGAACUCCAAGCCGUCUCGCAAGGGCUCUUGAAGUAUAUAGCAGACCAUGGAAACACCUGGACCGGUGGAAUCAUCACCGUUCGCUUCUUGUUCGAUGUGCUGCAUGACAUUGGGGCUGCAGCGACGGCCCUCUCCAUGUUGCAAAAGAAGGACUAUCCAUCGUAUGGAUACAUGUACUUCAACGAGUACGAGCGUGCGAACGAGAGUAUGUGGGAGGAACCCGAUGCCCCGUAUCGGGGGCCAGGCAUGAAUUCCAGGGCACACCAUAUGUUCUCGUCCGUCGGCCACUACUUGACGGCCCGAGUGGCAGGCAUUUCGGUGUCCCGUGGCCAUCAUGUAGAGAUGGUGGUUGGGCAGCUUAGCCACGUGAAUGCUUCAGUCGCCACAGACUUUGGUGCUGUGCAGUUCAGCUGGUCAAGAAAGCCCUCGCUGACGGUCGAGGUCACAGUGCCAGUGGGUAUUUUGGCGUACCUCUUUGUGCCCGUGGCAGACGGCACAAUGAGUCUGCGAUCCUGUGAUGGGCAGCCAUUCGGCGAAGGGUUGCACUCCGUCGUUGCCGGUUCUGGGAAGUAUCGGCGCUUCAACGUUCCUUCUGGGGCGCAUACUCUGGCUGUGCAACACGAGGCGGUCUCGGGGGAGUUCAUCGUCUAG